This is a messenger RNA of Cylicocyclus nassatus, 954 nucleotides long. The record is from the annotation of a GenBank genome assembly. Lineage: Eukaryota; Metazoa; Nematoda; Chromadorea; Rhabditida; Strongylidae.
AUGAUUGUGGGAUCUGGUAUUCUUGGAAUAAUUUUCUCCCUAAAUCGCGAUGUGGUCAACUUCGUCGUCAACCCGAACAUCACUGAACAUAUACCAAUCGGCUACCGGCAAUUUUCUGACACAGAAAUCAAAAUGAUGUAUGAAAUGUUCGCAGCGGUCACGCUUUGUGCAAACCUGAUUUUUGCUCUUUCGCCUUCUCGUGAAGUUACGAGCUGUAUUGAAGGCAAAUAUAACAAGAUGAGGAAAACCUUCAAGCUGGAGUUGGACCAAGUGUUGCUAACUUUCAUGGACAAAAGGAUGAUCACUCUCACACCGCUCUUCUUUCAUAAUGGUUUCUAUACUAUAUUCUGGGUCUGUGUCUAUCCAACGACUCUAGUGUUUUCCAAAUCACUGUCGAAUCAAAUUUAUCUGCCCGCCAUAUACAGUUUCACUGUUGGUGCUGGAGAAAUUACAAUGGGAGUGAUCAUAAGCCUUAUGUCAAAGCGAAUAAAGAAUUUUGGCUUGAAACCGACUAUGUACUGUGCUCUUAUUCUUACCACAACUCUGAUAGUCGUAUUGGUGGCUUCGGUGCCCGCUUGGGCCACUGUGGGUUACACAGAUGCUCCGGCUUGGCUAAUGGAAUCCAAUAUGCCAUUGAUGAUAUUCAUAGCCUUCUUGAUUGGGCUAGGAGAUUCAUGCGUAAACAACGUCAGGAACGUCAUUUGUGCCCUGGCAAUCCCAGAUCAGCGAGCACAAGCGUAUGCUAUCUCAAAAUUCUACCAGGCCUUCGCUGGAGCAAUCUUGAUGUUCACCAGUCCAUACUUAUCCAUCUAUCAUUAUGGUGCACUGCUGUUCUGCUCAUUGUUGACAGCCACUGUCUGCUUCAUCUACAGCGCAGAUCAAACGAAAGCAAUGGAGAAGGAACAUCAUAAAAAGGAGCUCGUUUUCGAAAAAAUCUCAUCGAUUGAAUGCUGA